UUUUCCAAUUAUUUAAAUUAUUAAUUUUACAAUUUUACAAUAAAGAUUUCGCUUUCCGUGAAUUAAAUUUAAAAAAAAAGAAAACUUCGAAAUCAUGCAUUUAAAUCACAUUUUCGGACAAUAGACUCUGAAAAGGGGUAUAUACUAAAGAGUUAAAAUAGCCAAUAAGAAUGCUUUUAUUCAAGGUUAUCGGGAAAGCAAAGCUUUCCAUGUCAAUUUCAAAACAUAGUUCUGGAUGUUUUCCGAGUAACUUUUGAACUGACUAAAUAAGAGUGCUCCAAAGUCUAGAAAAUGCUUUAUCUUAAAACUGUAGCAAGAACUCCUGUGUGGAUUUUGCCUGUCUUUACUAAUGGCUUUCUUAAUUAUUCUACUUCUGGAGAAGUUAUUGUCAAAGGAGUAAUUGCAAAAAAAAUUCCAGCAUUUGUUAAUUUAAAAAAAGAUAAAACUUACUCUUGGUGUUCCUGUGGUCUAAGUAAGAAGCAGCCUUUUUGUGAUGGUUCUCAUAAGGAUCAUCCUCAGAAGUUGCAACCUCUUCGAUUCAGAGCUUCUAAAGAUGGCACAGUCCUACUAUGUAGAUGCAAACAAACUAACAACAGGCCUUAUUGUGAUCUGUCGCAUAUUAAAACUUUUAUCCCAGAAAGUUUGAGAAAAAUCCUCAACAUCAAACUGUGAGAAUCAAAAACAGAUUUAUAAUUCAGGGAUUCUACUCACUUAACCAACUGUUAUGAUUAUUAAGUUUUUAUUAUGUCUUUCUUUUUUAUAUAUGUAUGUGUAAAGCAGCUGUUAGUAUUUUAUAAAAUAAAUAUUUACUGCAAUUGAA
This is a messenger RNA of Argiope bruennichi, 820 nucleotides long. Its product is annotated as CDGSH iron-sulfur domain-containing protein 3, mitochondrial-like. The record is from RefSeq and is a predicted model, not a curated record. The coding region runs from base 292 to 672 and encodes 126 amino acids. NCBI's taxonomy places the organism in Eukaryota, Metazoa, Arthropoda, Arachnida, Araneae, Araneidae. Gene Ontology annotation, molecular function: 2 iron, 2 sulfur cluster binding. The transcript is spliced from 5 exons. Gene Ontology annotation, cellular component: intracellular membrane-bounded organelle.